AUGUGUCUCUGCAGGAUCUCUCUAGUCCGGAACUGUGAGAAGCUUCCGGCCCAGGACCACUUCAUCGUGCAGGAGUACCUGGACAAGCCCUUCCUGAUGGAGGGCUACAAGUUUGACCUGCGCAUCUACGUCCUCCUCACUUCCUGCGACCCCCUGCGCAUCUUCCUCUACGACGACGGCCUGGUGCGUAUGGGCACCGAGAAGUACCACGCCCCCAGCGAGGACAACCUGAGCCAGCUGUUCAUGCACCUGACCAACUACUCGGUGAACAAACACAACCACAACUUUGAGCGAGACGUGACGGUGGACAAAGGCAGCAAGAGAUCAGUCAGCUGGUUCACUGAGUUCCUGCACUCCUGUGACUACGACGUGUCCAAGUUCUGGGGGGACAUCUCUGAGCUGGUGGUGAAGACUCUGAUCGUGGCCGAGCCUCACGUCCUCCACGCCUACCGCAUGUGCCGCCCCGGCCAGCCACCAGGGAGCGACAGCGUCUGCUUCGAGGUCCUGGGCUUCGACAUCAUCCUGGACCGCAAGCUCAAACCUUGGCUCCUCGAGAUCAAUCGAGCGCCGAGCUUUGGGACGGAUCAGAAGAUUGAUUUGGACGUGAAGAGAGGAGUUCUGCUGGGCGCUCUGAAACUGCUCAACAUCAGAGCCAGCGAUAAAAAACGCAACCUGGCCCAGCAGAAAGCCGAGGCCCAGAGGCGUCUCUACGGCCACGGAUCUGUGAAGAAGCUCUCGGCUGCGUCCUCGGACUGGGAGAGACAGCGGCACACCUUGGAGCGAAGGCGGGAAGAGCUCAAAGAGCGACUGGCUCAGGUCCGCAAGCAGAUCUGCAGAGAGGAGCACGAAAAACAACAUCUGGGAAACUACCGACGUAUUUACCCCCCAGACGACAAGCUGCUGUUGGAGAAGUAUGAAAGCCUGCUCUCUGCCGCCUUUCAGACCUUCCUUGCCGGGCGAGCUGCCUCACUUCAGAAGGAAAUGAAUAAUCCUCUGAAACAAAUGAAGGAGGAGGACAUCUUGGACCUGCUGGAGCAAUGUGAACUGGACGACGAGAAGCUGAUGGGCAAAUCCUCCAGGCAGCGCGGCCCUAAGCCCCUGAGCGCCAUGCCCGAGUGCAGCCAGACGCCACGUCAGCGACCGGACUACCUUGCCCACUUCGGCAGCGGCGCUGAAAACUCCUGCUCUUCGUCAGAGGAAGAGGACGACGAGAGGAGGAAGGCGGGCGGCGAGAAGAGGGAGAAGAAGGUCUCCUACGACCUCCGGGUCAAGGACAAGAACUUGGCUGAGCGCUCAGGCCGCAUGCAUUGGAAGCCAGCAGUCAAGCCCACCAAAACAAGCCCCGCCCCCUCCGUGUCUCCGACCCCCUCCGGACCAAUCAGACGCUCCAUCUCCUGUCCCCGCUCCAUCGCGUCCUUGUCGUCGCCCGGUGAAGUGCGAGCUCCGUCCACAAGACCCGCCUCUCACGUCGCCACGCUCGCGCGGCCCGGCUCCGCCACGCUGCGCUCUCAUUCGCUGAGUCGCAGUGGCUCCGCCCACCGGGUGCCGCACAGCAACAGCUUGGGAACCAUCCAGUCCAGCAUGGGCGAUCCACUAAUCAACCUGAGGAGUCAAGAGCAGGAGGCGGAGCUUGUGCGUCAAACACUGACUGCUCUCAUGGCCAUGAGGAUACGAUUUCCCGGUAAAACGGAGGAGGAGGCGGAGUCAGUGCUGGAUGAGAUCCUUGACCAGUGGAAACAUCACAAGGCGAAGGUGGCGUCCUACUGGCUGGUCAAGCUGGACUCCACCAAGCAACGCAAGGUUCUGGACAUCGUGAGGACCAACGUGCGCUCGGCCCUGCAGCGCAUCUGGAAGGAGCUAGAUGUGGAAAGCCUCCACCUGUAUCGCCUCUUCAACCGCGUCUUCAGCAGGCUGCUGUGGAGUCACGGCCAGGGACUGUGGAACUGCUUCUCCAACUCUGGGUGGUCCUGGGAGAGCAUCUUCAGCAAGAGCAGCGAGGUGAUCUCGCCCGAGGAGCGUCACUGCUGCCGCAGGCUGGUGCAGCUGUGCCGCGACUGUUUACUGGUGGUCUACAAGUUCGUCUCCGAGUCCCGCGGCUCUUUGACCGGCCUCAGCCCCGAAUGGGACGACACCAGCCUACCAUUGGCUGCUGGACCAGCCUCUACCACAGGCACCACCCCUGCUGCUGUCGCCGCUUCCUCCUCCGCCGCCUCUCCGCCCCCUGAUGCAGAUACUGGAACGCUGUUAGCAGGAGCUGCCUCACUGCUCUGUCUCGCUGGAAGGUGUCAUAGGAACAUCUGCUGACUCCUCAGGUGUCUCCUGGUCUCGGGUUCUUCAUGAAGUGGUUCUUCAUCCAGCUUUGGUCGCUCCACGCUCGCGACCUCUUGGCCAAGAUGGACCUCUUGUGAGGUCACGCUGGCCUCAAUGACCUUUAACCUCCGGGUGACUUCCUGAGUGUGACGCUGAGACCCAGGUCCAAGGUCCAAAGUCCAAGGUCCAAGGUCCAAGGUCCAAGGUCCAGGGCUUGGACUGAGAACCUUCCAACAUGUUGAUGCUGUUUUCUCCCACAUGCAGUGAAUGCCUCACGCCUUUACAGAAUAUUAGUAUCUCUUUUUCUUGAUGUCUGAAAGCCAUUUUAGGAGCGAUACUUCUCACCUGUGCGAUACUAAGUCAGGUGUCAAUAUCCACAUCGAUCCGAUAUCAGCAGAAAAACAACCAGCAUGUAUUGUUAUGAUUUAGUCUUAUUAAUAAUAAUACAACAAAUGGUAAUAAGUGCUUAAAUAGAAAUGUAUUCUUAUUUUUCUUUGUCAAAUAAAAAAUAUUGUUGUGAUAAAACAAAAAUUACAGUUUAUUGUGAUGAUUAUUAUCAUCCAAUAAUAAACAAAAAAGUGUCUACUAAUUAUGGUUAUUUGUAUUUUUAUCAAUGACUAAUAUGAAUAAUAUUAUUUAGUAAUAAUAAUUUAUAAUCACCAGAAAAUAACAUUAUUUCCCUAUAUUUGACCAUUAUUAAAUAUAAAUAUUUAAUAAUAAUAAUAAUAAUUGAUCAUCACCAGAAAAUAACACGAUUUCCCUAUAUUUGACCAUUAUUAAAUAUAAAUAUUUAAUAAUAAUAAUAAUAAUUGAUAAUCACCAGAAAAUAACACUAUUUCCCUAUAUUUGACCAUUAUUAAAUAUUUAAAAAAUGUUCCCCUAAAUAAAUACAAAUCAGGAUCAUUACUUUUCUUCAAUAAAUAAAAAACUUUUUUUUUCUGAUAAAACUAAAUAUAAUAUUCCUAUAAUUGUAUUCUGCUUGUGAUGUAUUGUAUUAUUAUUAUUAUUAUUAUUAUAUAAUUCCCAUUAUUUAAAAAUAUUUGUAUUUUUAACAAUGGCUAUUAUUUAAUUUUUCAUUUUAAUGUUGACUGUUAUUAGCAAUAGCAAAUAAUAAAAAGUCUUCCUUUGUUAGUUAAACAAUUAGAAAAUAAAAUAUGUUUGUUCUGAUAAUGAAACCAAAAGUAUGAUAGUCCUAUAAAUAUAGUAGCAUUGUGUUGUCUCCUAGGCAGUGUUAGAAAGUCUCCAGGAACAAACUUGUCUUGCUGCAUCAUGGGCUAAAUUUGGUGAAUUAUCACCAAACUUCAACUUAAAGACAGCAUAAGUCCAUUCCAGACAGUUAAUAAUAAAUAGUUUGACUCAUUUCACUCGACUUUUCUAACAUUCACACCACUAGAUGAUACAAGCCUCUAUGGUUCCUGCUGAUAUCGCAUCAAAUCAGUAUCGACCAGUGGUAUCGGAGGUGACGGGACCUUUGGAAUGUUGACGUGUGUGGCAGGAAGAGACGGAGAAGAAGGCGGAGCUAAAGAUGGCGACAGCAUACUGCGACUCCUUCCACGCUUCUCUUGAAGGCCUUUUAGCGCCUCCACUCUUUCUCUGCCGGUUUACUUGAAUGUGCUAGAAGUGUCAGUAAGAAGUACACCUUCAGUACCUUGGAUGAAGUACUUGGACCUGUUGGAUGUGUCUCGCUCCUUUGUUGUGCCAAACAAAUAAAUGACCUUCUCUACAAGUCCUGGACUAA
Entelurus aequoreus (snake pipefish) is the source of this 4048-nucleotide messenger RNA. Its product is annotated as tubulin polyglutamylase TTLL7-like. The record is from RefSeq and is a predicted model, not a curated record. Gene Ontology annotation, molecular function: tubulin binding; tubulin-glutamic acid ligase activity. The coding region runs from base 1 to 2304 and encodes 767 amino acids. Gene Ontology annotation, cellular component: cilium. Gene Ontology annotation, biological process: protein polyglutamylation; microtubule cytoskeleton organization. The transcript has 17 exons. NCBI's taxonomy places the organism in Eukaryota, Metazoa, Chordata, Actinopteri, Syngnathiformes, Syngnathidae.